UCUUAUCUCAUAAGUCAUAACAAUUACAAUGCCCGGGAGUUUAGAACCCUUGGAUUUGGGGGUUCACAUACCCUACCACUUCAGGUGCCCAAUCUCGCUCGAACUCAUGCGAGACCCCGUCACGGUCUGCACCGGUCAAACCUAUGACCGAGCCAGCAUCGAGUCAUGGGUUAGCACCGGGAACACAACGUGCCCGGUCACACGAGCCACUCUCACCGACUUCACCCUAAUCCCUAACCACACCCUACGCCGUCUUAUCCAAGAGUGGUGCGUCGAUAACCGCGCUUUUGGCGUCGAGCGAAUCCCCACUCCCAAACAGCCCGCAGACCCAGCCUUGGUUCGUUCCCUUCUCAACCAAACAUCCUCCGUUUCCGCUCCCGCAAACCUUCGCCUCAACUCGCUCCGUCGACUCAGACAACUCGCUCGCGACUCCGACAAGAACCGCUCCCUCAUUGCCUCGGCCUCGCACAACGUCCGCCAGAUCCUACUCUCCAUCGUUUUCGACGCCGCCGCCGACGACUUGCGCCACGAGUCGCUCGCGCUACUCGUCAUGUUUCCACUCGCCGAGUCCGAAUGCGCCGCGCUCGCCUCCGACUCGGAGAAGAUUAACUACCUCUCGCGGCUGCUGUCUCACAACUCGUUCGACGUCCGAGUCAACUCGGCCGCGCUGAUCGAGAUCGUCGUCGCCGGGACGCACUCGCCGGAGCUCCGCGCGCAGGUCAGCAAUGUCGACGAAAUCUACGACGGAGUCGUGGAUUUGCUCCGGAAUCCGAUCUCGCACCCGCGCGCGCUCAAGAUCGGGAUCAAGGCCUUGUUCGCGCUGUGUCUUGUGAAGCAGACGCGCCACAAGGCGGUGGCCGCCGCCGCGCCGGCGGUGCUGGUCGACCGCCUCGCGGACUUUGAAAAAUGCGACGCGGAGAGGGCGCUGGCGACGGUGGAGCUCCUCUGCCGGAUUCCGGAGGGAUGCGCGGCGUUCGCCGGCCACGCGCUGACGGUGCCGAUGCUGGUGAAGAUUAUUCUGAAGAUAUCGGACCGCGCGACGGAGUACGCCGCCGGAGCGCUGUUGUCGCUGUGCUCCGAAUCGGAGCGGUGCCAGCGGGAGGCGGUGGCGGCGGGGGUGCUGACUCAGCUUCUGCUUCUGGUGCAGAGCGAUUGCACGGAGAGAGCGAAGAGGAAGGCGCAGAUGUUGCUGAAGCUUCUUCGGGAUUCGUGGCCGCAAGAUUCCAUCGGAAUUUCUGACGAUUUUGGAUGCAGCCAGGUCGUUGUGGUUCCUUUUUGACCAUUUUGUUGUAAUAAUCUCCAUAAUUUUAGUGAAAAACAAAAUUGUUUAGAUUUGAAGAAAGGAAAAAAAAAAUGGACAAAGAUUGUGAAGUUGAAGCUUAAUUAGAGUCUUUUUUUCCUCUUUUUUUGUUUAGAUUGGUAAAUAAAUAGAACUGCAAUUCUGUAUUUAAUUAUUUUUCUUAUCUUUGUUUUGUAUGUAACGAUUAUUGUGAAGAACGAAAGCAAAGUGUUACAUCAGAGGUUGUAAUUUUUGUAAGAUGGAAAAUAGAGCUAACUUUUUUCCUUU
Messenger RNA from Cajanus cajan (pigeon pea), 1567 nucleotides. Lineage: Eukaryota; Viridiplantae; Streptophyta; Magnoliopsida; Fabales; Fabaceae. The record is from RefSeq and is a predicted model, not a curated record.